AUGUCAGCUACGACUUCGUCUCAGACCGAUGAGCGGCUACUAUUUGCUGUGCCCAAGAAGGGGCGUCUACAUGACAAAAUCCUUAAGCUACUACAGGGUGCGGGGCUGGACUACUACCGCCCGAAUCGCGUAGACAUUGCACUUUGCUUAAGUCUUCCAGUCACGCUCGUCUUUCUACCAGCGUCUGAUAUUGCCACGUACGUAGGGGAAGGAAACUUGGACCUUGGUAUUACUGGUCAAGACAUCAUUGCAGAGAGCCGGACUAAGGUGGAUGAACUUAUGCAGCUGGGCUUUGGAUGCUGCUCUCUUGGUGUCCAAACGCCGGUACAGGACGCCAUCGCGUCACCAGAGCUACUGGCGGGCAAACGUAUCGUCACGUCGUUUCCAGAGGUGACGCGGGCCUAUUUUAAAAGGUUUGAGACGGAGACUACAGGCCCUACUAAAAUCAAGUAUGUAUCUGGCUCGGUCGAGGCGGCAUGCUCACUCGGAUUGGCGGACGGUAUCGUGGACUUGGUGGAAACGGGGACGACUAUGAAAGCCGCUGGACUGGAACUCAUUUCGACAAUUAUGACCACGGAAGCGGUGCUGAUUGCUAAUCCACAUUCGAAGCAAAAGAAGCUGCUGCACAAAGUGCACCAGCGCAUUCUGGGCUACAUCACAGCCACCAAGUACAGGAUGGUGUCGUACAAUGUGGACAAGGAAAAGUUUGAGGAAGCGUUAAAGAUUACACCAGGACGAUGUUCUCCUACGGUGAACGGACUGGUAGGUGGAGGCUACGCUGUGUCUGCUAUGGUGGAGGUCAAAGACGUGUCCGACGUCAUGGACCAGCUCCAUGACGUCGGUGCCACGGACAUCAUGAUCUUUAACAUUGAGAACUGUCGUGCUUAG
Peronospora farinosa is the source of this 888-nucleotide messenger RNA. The record is from the annotation of a GenBank genome assembly. NCBI's taxonomy places the organism in Eukaryota, Oomycota, Peronosporomycetes, Peronosporales, Peronosporaceae.